Molecule: messenger RNA, 2553 nt
Organism: Lolium perenne
Lineage: Eukaryota; Viridiplantae; Streptophyta; Magnoliopsida; Poales; Poaceae
Product: protein FAR1-RELATED SEQUENCE 5-like
Molecular function (GO): zinc ion binding
Source: RefSeq, a predicted model, not a curated record
AUGGGGGACUAUAGCUCAACUUGGAGUGACGGGGAUGACGGAUAUACGGGCGAUGAUGAUUCUACUUCGGAGAAUAGUUCGAAAUCCAGGAUGUAUGAAAAUGUACCUCCUUUUGGGGAGAACCUUCCAUCAUCGGCCUCCUCAGAAAACAUGAGUGAAGUGCUAUACGGUGGUCACGAGGAGGAUGAGUAUUCAGACAUGGAGGUUGGGUUUGAUGAAUAUAGCGUGGAGGUAGGACUGCAUCACGAGGAAUCAAGCUCUGAAAAUAAGAGUGAAGUGAUAUCUGGUGCUGACAAUGGGCGUGAACAUCACAGUCAAGCAGAUCCAGAUAUUGUGAGUAAUGAAUAUAAGAUGCACUCUGUGGAAGAGCACUAUAAAAUACUGGACAUGACAUUUUCUUCCGAACCGGCGGCUUUUGUCUGGUACAACAGCUAUGCGAGAGAGCAUGGCUUCAGCAUCCGAAAGGACAUUUUGAAGAGGGCAAAGCGAGGGAAACGUGGUAAGGGAGAAAUACGGUUAAGGCGGUAUGUCUGUUCCAGGGCAGGGAAACGUCAGGAAAAGCUUUUAACGCAGGAAGGCCGCAGUCAUAGGCUAAGACCCGAGACUCGUUGCAACUGCAAUGCCAAUCUCACCGUGAAGCGUGACCUAUCGAGAGGAGUAUGGGUUGUCAAAAGUUUUUACGGCAAUCACAGACAUAAACCAGCUAGACCGGACGAAAUACCAUUUCUUCGAUCGCACAGAAAGAUUAAGCCGUACCAGAGAGCUGAGAUACUAUCUUUGGGAGCAAGUGGGAUGAGAAAGUACAUGAUUAUGAAACACUUUCUCAGAAGACAUGGCUACGAUGGUGUAGGCUUCGUAAGACGAGAUCUGUACAACCUAUGUUGCAGGGAGAAGAAGCUUAUUGCGAAGGGUGAUGCUGCCACAGCACUUGGUAUUAUGGUCGCGAGGAAGAAGAGUGAUCCUGAUCUUUUUUUUGAUUACCAAAAGGAUGAUGAAGGACGGUUGAAAAGCAUGUUUUGGUGUGAUUCUCAGUCACGGCAGGACUAUCAGGAUUUUGGCGACGUGGUGGUGUUUGAUAGCACGUACAAGAUGAACCGGUAUGCUAUGCCAUUUAUUCCUUUUGUAGGCCUGAACAAUCAUCGUAAGACUACGGUGUUUGCAUGCGCUCUCGUGUCAGACGAGACAGAAGAUACAUAUGCUUGGCUGCUUCGGACAUUCUUGACUGCAAUGUGUCAGAAGAAGCCCAAAGGUCUUAUUACUGAUGGGGACGCCAUGAUGAUAUUAGCUAUUCAGAAUGUCCUUCCAGACGUGUGGCACCGUCUAUGUACUUGGCACAUAGAGAAAAACAUGAAGAGACACCUUAGUCAUAAGUCGCUAAAGGAAUUUCGGCCAUUCUUAUACAACGCCACUUCAGAAGCCAUUUUUGAGGAAAGAUGGAGCGCGUUUCGUCGCAAGUGGGAGACAAAAAGUACCCAAGAAUGGCUCAAAAGGAUGUACAAUAAGAAGAGAAUUUGGGCUGCCGCGUAUCUGACCGGUGGAUAUUUCCUUGGUAUGAAAAGCAAUCAGAGAAGUGAGAGUUUGAACUCAUGCCUUCACCUUCACCUGGAUUAUGGUAUGACCCUAGUUGACUUGAUAAUGCAUUACGAGAAUGCCAUUGUUCGCAUCCAUGAGAGCGAGGCUGAAGAUGACUGCAUCUGUUCCCAGAGUUUACCGGUGGUAGUUACUGAAUCCAAAGAGAUAGAGGUUGCUCUUGCCCAUGCCUUCAGUCCAGCCAACUUCUACAUCUUGCAGCAGGAUGUGAAGAAGCUUGGUGACCUCGAGAUUUUUGAGGAAUAUGUGGGAACAGGGGGCUCUAAACAGUUUAUGGUCAAAUGGAGGAAUAGCGGCAGAUACUCGUUUAUCGUGGAGUAUAGUCCUAAUCAGCCGAAAGAGUUAAUACAGUGCAGCUGCCGAAGAAUGAAUCGUAAGGGGCUUCCAUGCAAGCAUAUCCUAUAUGUAUUGAAGCACCUGAAAUUGUCCGAAAUACCGGACUGUUGUGUUCUUCGGCGAUUCUCCAAACUGGCGAGAAAUGGAUUGCCAGCAAGGCGCAGAAGCGAUCUUUUCGCGUACGGUUACUCAGGGCCGGGGAAGCGAAAAAGAUACAACGACAUGGAAACAGUAUCGGCGGAAGCUAUGGAUGCGGUAGUAGAUGAUCCAGCAAUGUAUAAUGAGUUCAUGGCAUAUAUGAAGGGCUUAGUAGCAAGAAAAUAUGCGAAAAAGAAUGGACAUGAUGGUCACACAGCCUUCGCUGAAGAAGACGCAUAUGAUUUUCAAGGCAAUGCAGUUCCGAUUGGUGAUCCCGAUAAGGUUACCACGAGAGGAGCACCUAAGCAAAACACAAAAACUGCACAAGAGGUAAAUCACCCCGUGACGAAAAAUGGUAGACCACUAGCGUUCGACGAGCGUAAGACCCGGAAUCAGGGGUGCACCGCCUGUGGUGUCAUCGGUCAUAACAAACGGAACAAAAAGUUGUGCAAAAAACAUCCAGAGUAUAUGGAAAAAGAAAACAAGUAG